Messenger RNA from Vicugna pacos (alpaca), 2690 nucleotides. It is a transcript of the gene C3H5orf63, whose product is annotated as chromosome 3 C5orf63 homolog. NCBI's taxonomy places the organism in Eukaryota, Metazoa, Chordata, Mammalia, Artiodactyla, Camelidae. The record is from RefSeq and is a predicted model, not a curated record.
CGCGGGCUGGAGAAGAGACACCGGAGCCCGGCGCUGUGCCGCACGCGGCCGACUUGGAUUGUCGUUAGAUGAAAUUUAAUUGAACCGGGAGCCAUAAAUCUGUGAACCUCCGGGGGCCGAUUAUAAGCAUUUGUGCGUGUGUGUGUGUGUUCACUCUCAGAGGAAGUGAACAAAAUAACGGAUGCCUGAUUCUUUCGUACUCUUAAGUACCCAGAGGCAGUGUGGAGGAGUGUACAUCAGAGGAAGCCAAAAGCCAGCUGGAAUAGUUCCUGCAUGCAGUUUUAAUCUUGUUUGCAAUAAUUUUGAAGGGGAGAAACCAUCUGGAUCCAGAGAUGUGUAGCUACACAGGUAGCAGGGACUAGAAUUAAGAUGCUCUGGUUUCAAGGAAAUAGCAUGCAGCUUGCCAGAUACUCCUUUCGACUCCUCUUGAGAAAUCUCUCUGCCUCCAAGACUGCUCUGCCUGUGCUGACCUUAUUCACAAAGGAUCCAUGCCCUCUUUGUGAUGAAGCCAAGGAAGUACUGGAGCCUUAUAAAAACAGGUUUAUUUUACAGGAGGUGGACAUCACACUUCCAGAGAACUCUGCUUGGUAUGAAAAGUAUAAAUUUGAUAUCCCCGUCUUUCAUUUGAAUGGCGAGUUUCUGAUGAUGCAUCGAGUAAACAUCUCAAAACUUGAAAAACAGCUCCAGAAACUUGAGCAGCAAGUUGGGGGAGGCUGAUAAACGCCCUCAUGACUUUCUACCCUCUCUGUCCAGAACGCGUUUUCCUAAGGAAAUGACCGUGGUCUCAUACUCCUUUUGUCACUUUCAUACAGCUCUAUGGAGGUUCUGAACACAACAUUACCAAAUAAAUGGUGGCAUUCCUUUUCUUAUUAAUGGAAGUACCAAUAACAAAACAGUGAGAACUGUUUACCUGUUGGCAUUUUAUAAAAUAAGAGGAGUGUAUUGGCAGGGAGGGGAUGAUGGAGGGCAGGAGAAAUCCACUUGUUUUAUUUAUUUUUCUCUUUUGUACUAAUAUGGAAGCAUUUCACAUUCACUGGACAGAGCCAUUUGUACGAAGAAGGCUCUGUGUCCCUGCUGCUGCCCUAAGGGCUUAACUUUUUAAUGAAAGAAUAAAUGUUCUUCCACUUGGUAGAUAAAGUGAAAUGUGAACUGUAAAUAGCAGCACACAGUCAAUAAAGGGAUGUUUUAACAAAUAUAUCUGUAUGAAGUCUAUUUCAGGGGAAUUUAAUAAUACCUGUUUAAAAUUAGAGCUCUCUUUUUUUUUGGGGGGGGUGGUAGAAGAGAAUAAUUAUCCUAACUGAAGGAGCUUUAUCUGAGAAAAACAAAAGACUUAAACCCCCAAAUGUAUCUAAGAAUCUCAGUAUGUUUCACACGUAGUCACUGAAUUGAUUUGUAAUAUCUGAGUACUAUCUUUGAUAGUUCUUCAGUUAUCAUCAGUAGAAUUAAUUCAGCUUAUUUUAAGACAGUAGUUUUAUAAGGUUUUAAUAUCUUGGGGAAAUUCAUGUCUUACCAGAACUGAACAGAUGUGUCAUCUAAAGACAAAAUAUUCUUCACCAUUUUAUGUAAAGUAUUAAAAAUAUAGUUGCAUACUCUUAUUUAUAUCUAGUCAGGUUUAGCCAAUAGAGAUAUGGAUUCAUUUAAAAACAAAACUGCCUUUUUCUCCUAAUAUCACAUCACUGCAAUUUCAUCCAUAAUGAAAUGCUUUUGUUAACUAUUUCAAUGAAUUUGGAUAUUAUGAGUCACUUGCCUAGAUUUUAAUUUUAUCAGUAUGAAUUAGUCUUAGAAAUUAUAGGAUUUUAGAUCUGCCAAACUUAGACAUUGUCUAGUCCCACCUCCCUCAUUUUAUACAUGCAGAGGAAUGUGACAUUCAGAAACUUAGCCUAAGGUCACACAGUCAGCCAGCUGUCAGACCAGGUCUUGCUAUCCACCGCAAAUUUUUAAUACUACCUGGGCUCACUGUGGGGGCCUUAUAUUAUUUCACAUAAAGCACAAAAAGCAUCUUUAACCAACACAAAUAAAGAAUGAACUUUAAAAGCCUUCCACAGUGACAAUAGAAAAAAAAUCUUACAAUUGAAUAGUUGUGUUUCUAAUUUAUAAAUUUCUGGAACACAUCUUAUUUGAUUUUAUAAAUAUUCAUUGAGUCCUGUGGUAGACAAAAUUCUAGGAUGAUCCCCAUGAACCAUCACCCUUGAAUUCUGCCCACUUUGAGGACAGAAUGAAAUAUCCCUGCUGUAAUUAUGUUACAUUACCUGGCAAAAGGAUAAUUAUCCAGGGUGGGCCUGAUCUAAAUGGGUGAACCCUUUAAAAGCAAAGAGUUCUCUCUGGCUGCCUAUGGAGGAGGAAAUCAAAGAGAUGUGCUCCAGCUAGCCUGGAAGGAAGCAAACAUCAAUGCUGUGAACUGCCCAGUGGGGCCACAAGGCAAGAAACUGUGGGCAACCUCUAGGAGCUGACAGUAGUUCUUGGCCAGCAGCUAACAGGAAAAUGGGGUCAUCAGUCCUAUAGCUUCAAGGAGAUAAACAAUUGGUGUCAACAACUGGUGAGCCUAGAAGAUCCUGAGCCCCAGAUGAGAACCACAGGCCUGGUUAACACCCUGAGUUCUGCUCAGUGAGACUGAUCAGAGAAUCCAGCCACACCAUGCCCAGACCUCUAAUUGCAAACGCUGUGAAAUAAUAAAUGUGUGUUGCUUCAAA